AUGAGUAUAAAUAGUAACCAUAUCUUCCCAGAAGUUAACAGUCAUUCGAGCGAGAAGAAGGCUGAUGGGAAAACCUUAGUCGACAAAAAAGAAAAGAGAGGAUUAUUGGAUUUGGGCUAUGGAGGAGGAAGUUUUGGAGGACAUGAUUUGGGUAGUGAUAUUGGAGGAGGUUUAGGACAUGGAUUUGGAGGAGGACUUGGUGGAGAUUUGGGACAUGAAUUAGGAGGAGAACUUGGAGGUGAUUUAGGACAUGGAUUAGGCGGAGGACUUGGUUCAGGUGGAUUUGGUGCAGGAGGAUUUGGAGGAGGAGGAUUUGGUGGAAGCAUUGAAACUCAAGAACAUGUUAAGCACAUCACCAUUCACAAGGAAACACCUUAUCCGGUACCACAUCCAGUUCCUUAUCCAGUUGAGAAAACUGUACCAUACACAGUGAAAUAUCCAGUUCAUGUACCAGUAGAUAAACCAUACCCAGUUCAUGUGCCAAACCCAUACCCUGUCCCAGUCGAUAAACCUAUUCCAUACACUGUUGAAAAGACCGUCCCUUACCCAGUUAGUGUACCUGUAAAAGUUCCAGUCCCACAUCCAUACCCAGUACCAAUUCCAAAACCAGUCCCAUAUACUGUUCACAAGCAAGUCCCAUACCCAGUCAAGGUACCAGUCAUCGUUCACAAGAAGAUUCCAAUCUACGUCAAGGGACACGAUAGUGGACUUGGAGGAGGUUUCGGAGGAGAAAUUGGAGGCGGAUUCGGUGGAGGACAUGGUUAUGGACACCACUAG
Molecule: messenger RNA, 777 nt
Organism: Nicrophorus vespilloides
Lineage: Eukaryota; Metazoa; Arthropoda; Insecta; Coleoptera; Silphidae
Product: probable H/ACA ribonucleoprotein complex subunit 1
Exons: 2
Coding region: 1-777 (258 amino acids)
Source: RefSeq, a predicted model, not a curated record